Camelus dromedarius (Arabian camel) is the source of this 2693-nucleotide messenger RNA. RefSeq names its product forkhead box Q1 (gene FOXQ1). The record is from RefSeq and is a predicted model, not a curated record. The transcript has a single exon. Bases 677 to 1870 code for a protein of 397 amino acids. Gene Ontology annotation, biological process: regulation of transcription by RNA polymerase II; cell differentiation; anatomical structure morphogenesis. Gene Ontology annotation, molecular function: DNA-binding transcription factor activity, RNA polymerase II-specific; RNA polymerase II cis-regulatory region sequence-specific DNA binding. NCBI's taxonomy places the organism in Eukaryota, Metazoa, Chordata, Mammalia, Artiodactyla, Camelidae.
UCCGCCUGGUGCGCGCCCGCUCGGGAGCCGCGGCCACCUGGGCCACCUCGCUCUCCACCCCUCUCCGUCCGCGCCCAGGCCCCGCCCCCGCGGAGCGGCGCAUGGUUAUAUUGGGCCGGGCCGAAGGUGGAGGCGAGACGGAGCUGUGGCCAGCCGGCGCGGAGAUGCUGCUCCGGAGGCCAGGGGAGGGAAGGAGGCGGCGGGCGCCACGGCCUCGGGGACUCGGCUUCGCGGGCGCUCAGGGCUAAAGGUUGGCACGCGCAGCAGCCUGCACCGUCCCGGGGCCUGGGGCGUCCAGUGAAGGGACCCUCGUCUCAGGAACGGAGGGCGGAUGCGCACGCCGCCUUCUCCAGCAGGACCUCCAAGCUCCGCGCGCUCGGGCACCAGAGGCUGGAACGGCAGCCCUGAGCGUCUUCCCCGAAGUCUCUAAUCGUCGAACUGAAGACAGAACCCACCCAAUUCCUUCCUUUCCGCCCCUCCCUGUUCACCCUCCCAAGAAAAAUUCCAGCGGAAGAGGACGCCUGUCCGGAAAGAAACUGUCUCUCGUAAGAGGAGGGCGAGCUCCGGGAGAGAAAGGCGAGGACCUCGGCCUCGGAGCGCCACCCCGUCCCCGGCGCGCGCUGGCCAGGACCGCGCAGAAGAGAAGGGUACGCGCCGGGGAGGGACGGGCUCGGGCAUGAAGUUGGAGGUGUUUGGCCCCCGUGUGGCCCUCGGGGACAAGCCAGGGAGUGACCUGGAGGGCGCGGGCGGCAGCGACGCGCCAUCUCCGCUGUCUGCGGCCGGCGACGACUCCCUGGGCUCGGACGGGGACUGCGCGGCCAACAGCCCGGUGGCGGGUGGAGGCGGCGCCGGGGCGCUGGCGGACGGCGGCGAGCGGAGCGCGGGCGGCGGGCCGGGCGCCCAGGAGGCGGGCGCGGCGGCGGCGCCGGGGACCGCGGAGGCGGGCGCGACGGGGACGGGCGCGGGGGGCGCGGGCGGCGGCGAGAGCGCGCGCGGCAAGCCGUACACGCGGCGGCCCAAGCCCCCGUACUCGUACAUCGCGCUCAUCGCCAUGGCCAUCCGCGACUCGGCAGGCGGGCGCCUGACGCUGGCCGAGAUCAACGAGUACCUCAUGGGCAAGUUCCCCUUCUUCCGCGGCAGCUACACGGGCUGGCGCAACUCCGUGCGCCACAACCUCUCGCUCAACGACUGCUUCGUCAAGGUGCUGCGCGACCCUUCGCGGCCCUGGGGCAAGGACAACUACUGGAUGCUCAACCCCAACAGCGAGUACACCUUCGCCGACGGGGUCUUCCGCCGCCGCCGCAAGCGUCUCAGUCACCGAGCGCCGGCCCCCGGCCCCGGGCUCCGGCCCCCCGACGCCGCCGCGCCACCACCGCCCGCGCCCGCCGCCCCGGCCCCGGCCCCGGCCCCGGCCUCGCCGCGCGCGCGCUCGCCGGCCCGUCCGGAGGGGCGCGCCAGCCCCGCGGGCCGGUUCUCCAGCCCCUUCGCCAUCGACAGCAUCCUCAGCAAGCCCUUCCGCAGCCGCCGCGCCGGGGACGCGGGCCCCGGGGUGCGCCUGCAGUGGGGCGCCGCGCCCUGCCCGCCGCUGCCCGCGUACCCCGCGCUCCUUCCGGGCGCGCCCGGCGGGGCCCUACUGCCGCUCUGCGCGUACGGCGCGGCCGAGCCGCCGGUGCUGGGCGCUCGCGGGGCCGAGGCGCCGCCCCUCCUGCUGGCGCCCCUGUCCGCCCCGGGCCAAGCCAAGCCGCUCCGGGGCCCGGCCGGCGGCGCGCACCUGUACUGCCCCGUGCGGCUGCCCGACGCCCUGCACGCGGCCCCGGCCCGCGCGCCCGGCCCGCACCUGCCCUGCCCGGGGGAGACGCUCCUGGCCUGAGCGCGCUGGAGGCAGCGGCGGGGAACUCGGGCUCGGGGGUUCUGCCCUUUGCACCCCAGGACAGAGACUCGGAAAGAGAAGUCUCCAUCAGACGUGCCUUAAAGCUUACGCGUUUUGACACAAGUGUUUCACUUAGUUCAGAGUAUCUCCCCUCGUCUUGCACGUUACAGAGAACCAAAGCGACUCUUCACAGCUGUUUUCGUUUCUAGGCCAAGCCUGUCCCUGCCUGCCUCCACAGAGACUUUCCCUCCCCGCUUACUGCCCAGGCUCUGCCUUAUUCCUACUGUUUGUUGCACCUUCCAGUGAUUUGCCCCUUUAAAAACAAACCAAGCACAUCAGGGAACCUUUCGUAUGUCAAGGACAUCAAGGACGUGACUACUGCUGGGGGCUGGGCUGGGGGCUCCACGCCCUCCUUGCACGUGGGCCACGCUCACAGGUGAGAGAGGGGCCAGAGAAUCUUCAGUCACUUCUCUGAUAAUGACCAAUGUUUCACUGUGCCAAGAGAUAAAAAAAAUAUAUAUAUAGUUGGGUUUUGUAAUUAAAUUAUUUAUAUAUUUUUAAAACCUGAGUGGAAAAUGUUGCAGGCAACGGUUAGGGCUCUACGCACAGUCGGGUUUUCUCUUGACUGUGGUCUCCUUGGGCAAGACAGUUCCUUCCAAGGAAAGUUAACAUGCACGUGGAGUGCCAGGACCACUGCCGCGUGAAAGCAAGUGUGAUUUUUAUUUUUAAUAUUAUUUUAUUUGUGUCUGUGCAUAUUCGUGUAUAAAUUUCAUGAAACCCAGGCAUAGUGCUUAUUUUUUAAUAAAACUCACGGUUGACUUUA